Echinococcus granulosus is the source of this 1452-nucleotide messenger RNA. RefSeq lists its product as hypothetical. Bases 1 to 1452 code for a protein of 483 amino acids. NCBI's taxonomy places the organism in Eukaryota, Metazoa, Platyhelminthes, Cestoda, Cyclophyllidea, Taeniidae. The record is from RefSeq and is a predicted model, not a curated record. The transcript is spliced from 13 exons.
AUGAUAGGACAAAAGAGUGGAACUUUUAGAGCAUUUCAAAAGUCUGUUGAACACGAUGACAAGUUGUCUGCUUCAUUUCAUGAAAUAAAUGGCCUGUGCAAAAUGCAAGGAAGGGAAGGACAUUCAAUCAACCUCUCAUUCAAAUGCAGCAGUGCGCCUUACAAAUGCACAACCGAAAUGUUUAUGACUAAUCCGUUUAUAAACUCACAUCGAAACAAUUUUCAUCCAUGCAAUGAUUUAAAGUUGAUUUUACUCCAAAAUAAUGCUCUGUAUUGUUUUUAUAAUCCAAUUCCGGUAGUCUCUUUUCGUAUUUUAGAUACUACUUGGAAUUGUGCAGCAAUAAUCUAUUAUUAUUUUACAACUGGACAAUUCUUGACUGAAUUUGCCUUUAGUCCAAGAGCCUCAUUUUUACCUGAUAAUAAUCCAAAAUUACUUUGUCCUUUUAUGAUGACGAAAUGUGUUUUCCGUCAUUCAUGCUCUCACCUUAAAUGGUACCAAAUACAUUUUCGUUUGCCGACUUCUAAUUUAAAAUCACAUUUUGAUUGGCGAAAUGUUUCACCUCAUUACUAUGGUUUGCAAAUAUGUGCAACCAGUAAAUCUUUUUCAUCUACCCACUUUAAAAUGCGGUUAAACAAUAACAAAAUCACUUGUUUGGCUAUAAAAGCACACAAAAGAAUAGUAGAAGGAACAAAAGGCGAUUUAUUGUUUGUGGUAGCAACCAGCCCUAAAUUUUCCUUUUACCCACUGAUAUUCAGUCGAAAAUCUGGGGAACCAAAAAUGAGGAGUGCAACAGCUCGUCAAAAUACUACAGUAAGUGGUACAUAUUAUCUUCGUGGAGCUAGAGUCUUUUCUGAAGUCGGAGUUUUUGUAGUUGAGGUUAGUUUAAAUUCAGACCCAUUACAGCGUAAUGUUGUCGGAAAUUUUUGCACAUUUUUAAGGAUGUUAAAUGGAGAAGUGUUUAAAAGAAGUCGGUGGCAUAAUUGGAAAACUUUAAUCAUUUGCUUAACACUUCGUUUUGAAAAGAAGUCCACAAUAUGCGUGUUGGAUAAUCCCUGGGUAGAAGAAGGUAAUCAUUUCCCUUUCCUUAUCUCCACAGGGAAAAUGGUCCAAAAGGACAGCCUUUCGAGAAUGAUUUUUCCUGUCAGUAGGAAGACUCGAAAAACAAAGAAGGUUGUUCUUGAUAACUAUAAGUUUUGCAGGAACCAGACCAAAAAUGAGAAAAAAUGUGCUUAUCCUAAGGAUAUUCCUAAAGAUAACAUAUUUCAGAAGAAGGUGGAAUUUCUGAUUCAUUCAAGUCUCAUAAUCUUAGCUAAAGAUCUAACUGAAUUCCAAUCAAACGAGAAGUUAAAUGAAAAUUUUGAGCAUAAAAUAAAACCGGAAAUUGAAGAAAUGAGUUUAAAUUAUUUGUUCAAGGAUAGCUACUUGCAAGAUUUUACUUUACUGCGACUGUAA